GCGCUUCGUGAUUGGCUGGUAAUCCGAUUACAUAAAUAUUAAUGAGCCGGCGACGCUGAUGAAGGCGCUUCCGUGAUUCGAGGUGAAUCUGCGGAAUGAAUGGCGGAACUAACAGCCAGCAAACUAUAAGUAUUUUUUUACCUUCAAAAGUAGCGACAGACUAUUACAUAUUAAGAAUCUAAACAAAACCCUGACGUAUUUUCUGCGUCUGUCAACACAGACCCUGUCACAGUCACUUUAAUGUUCGCGGACUCUGUUGAAUGGCUAAUUUACAUCAUCACAAACAAAUCUCACAAUAUCACAGUAAAUCGAGUUUGUGGGUUUUUUUAAUUCAUGCCGAAUUAAAGAGCUGCUCCUCACCAUUCACGAGUGUUUGUUUCAUAUUCGACAUCCUUAAUUUUAUCUUGUAAAUUAGCGUCCGAAAUUAAAUGGGAAAAUUUGCAAUGGAGUUCGUCAGCCGCUUCCACCACUGAACGCGGUAAACUAAUUAAUAGGAACUGGACUUCAAACAAUUUAGACACGGCGUCUAAAAGCGUAAAAACUACUUUGUCUACGUAAAGUGUGAGAGGAGACGGUGUAUUUUUAGUUAAAUUAUACAAUGUUCGCCGUCAAAGUCAUUCAUAUAAACUGCCUGUAAUGUGCAGCAAAUAGUAGUGAACCAUCGCCAGCUCUUCAGUGACCUUAACACGUCCGUACCUCUAGUACAGAUGCUACGGGUACGGGUCCGUACCUCUAGCAUCAACCAUUUUCAAACAUCAAGACAGGAAGUAAUUUAAGUACAGAUUGUCAUUCUGAUUAAUAGAAAACAAAGGGAAUGAUUUAAAAUGUGUACAAAUUUCCUAUUCAGAACUUCAGGCACUUUAUUUAGAUUUUUAGACUGAUCCAGUAUAAAACAUAAUGACACUGUACAAUUAUCAGAAUAAAUAUCAGAAUUCAGUCCCACCCCCUUGUCUUCUUCCUCACUCACUGGUCCCAGCGGUGCUCCAGAGAAACGCAGGCUGGAGCUGAGCAGGAGCAGAUAAAGUGAGAAAGAAAAACAAUGACAGAAUAAUAAAGCUAGACAGAGAGGUGGAGUUAGAACCAUAGAGGGGAAAAAAGACUUCCUAAGGACAUUUCAGGAUAUGUGUGAAGCAUUUCAUCACAUCGCCAUGGGACUACGUGAGUUUAUAUUGGAGUAUUUUCAAGGUUUCUGGGACUAUGAGACCCCCAAGGUGAUGGUAGUGAAAAACACAACUCUUGGAGUAAUUUACAGGUCUGUUCAGUUUCUGGUGAUCACCUAUUUCAUCUGGUAUGUGUUUAUAAGUCAGAAAGCAUACCAAGAGAGUGAAACCCGUCCGGAGAGCUCCGUUUACACUCUUAUGAAAGGCUCAGCAGUUCACGGAGAUGAUAUCCUGGACACUGUGGAGUACGCUCGACCCUCAGAGGGCGGUGAUGUGAUUAGUACAAUACUGAGGCGAGAAUUCACCUACAAUCAGAUGCAGGGUACCUGUGCUGAGUAUUUCAAAGUUCCCAAUGCCAACUGUACAAAAGACUCUGACUGUGUCGAGGGGGACGUCGACUUUGAUGGCCAUGGCAGAAGAACUGGAAGAUGUGUUCAGUACUACAACUACACCUUCAAAACCUGUGAGAUCCAAACCUGGUGUCCUAUAGAGGAGUACGCUGUAGUGCGAGAGCCACCAUUAGUGGAGGCGAUCAACUUCACUGUGUUCAUCAGGAACUCGAUCCACUUCCCCAAAUUUAAAGUGCUGAGGGGAAAUGUCAAGGAUGCCUCGAAUAAGCGUGAGAUGCAGAAAUACCUCCAAAAAUGUAACUAUCAUGAGGAGAAAGAGCCCUACUGUCCCAACUUCCGCCUGAGCUACAUCGCAGAACAAGCCAGGGAGAAUUUCACAGAGCUCUGCAGGACUGGAGGUGUAAUCGGUGUUUUCAUUAACUGGAACUGUAACCUGGAUCUGGAUCCUUCACACUGUAAACCUAAAUAUUCAUUCCGUCGUCUGGACCUCCGCAAGGAUCUGGCCAACUCUGGUUACUAUUACAGGUUUGCCAAAUAUUACAAUAAGGAUGGAGUAGAGUCUCGGACGCUAAUCAAGGCCUACGGUAUGCGUCUGGAUAUCAUAGUUCACGGACAUGCUGGUAAAUUUAGUCCUAUUCCAACCAUCAUCAGUACAGUGACUGCUAUGACUUCUGUUGGGAUUUGCACCAUCAUCUGUGACUGGAUCAUGCUGACUUUUAUUGACAAGAAUGAAGUCUACAGCGAGAGAAAGUUUGAUGAAGUGAUCAAGGAGCCCGCAGAACCCAUCUCCACAGAGCUCAGCUUCAUCAACAGCUACGGCUCAAACCACUCGGACCUGUCAGACGGUGUACCGCUGUGAUGCCAUCAGAGUUGCCUUAGUCCUCAUUGGCCAAAUGCAUGGACUCACCUACACCGAGUGACUGCGGCAACAAGAGUUACUGUUUCUGCAGACGCUCAGUGGAUGGAUCAGACUGCGCAGCUAUGCUGUUAGUGGGAAUAAACUGAGAAAGAACCACGUCCCUGUGGGCUUGUUUUGGACACAGACACUUCUCUUAAUUUACUGAAUAACAGCAGGCUCUGUUCAUAUAUCACCACAAACCUUGAUGGACCUUUACUGUUCACCAGUGAACUGAAACCUUUUUCUGUCCAACUUGACAUGACUUCAGAAUAUACUAACACCACGUAGAGAAUGUGCAUAUUUUCUCCAUAUGAAACCGAUCUACAAAGCAUACAAACUUUGUCCAUGUAUUGCAGACAUUCAAUCCAACAAUAAAUGAAUUUUAUUAACUUGUUUCAGUCAUAAA
Molecule: messenger RNA, 2814 nt
Organism: Acanthochromis polyacanthus (spiny chromis)
Lineage: Eukaryota; Metazoa; Chordata; Actinopteri; Pomacentridae
Gene: p2rx2
Product: purinergic receptor P2X, ligand-gated ion channel, 2
Exons: 12
Coding region: 1122-2369 (415 amino acids)
Biological process (GO): response to ATP; monoatomic cation transmembrane transport
Cellular component (GO): plasma membrane; nuclear inner membrane
Molecular function (GO): ATP binding; purinergic nucleotide receptor activity; extracellularly ATP-gated monoatomic cation channel activity
Source: RefSeq, a predicted model, not a curated record